AUGAUUGAGGAUCCAGGCGUCCUGAAUAAUGGAGAGUCACAUGACCGCGCCCUGAUGCCAGAUCUCAUCCACAGACUGGUGCAGAAGAGCCAAAAGGCCAAAGCCUUUGGCCACUGUCCAUACAUCCACUUCCUGGUGAGAGCCGCGUUGCUGGAUUGGGAUGGGAUGAUCUUCCUGGGUUGUAAUGUUGAGAAUGCCUGCUACUCGCUGGGGAUCUGCACAGAGCGUACCGCCAUCCAGACCGCCGCGUCCAAGGGCUCCAAAUACUUUGCUGCCAUAGCUGUGGCCAGUGAUGUAGAAGAGGAGUUUACAACGCCAUGCAGAGCCUGUCAACAGGUCAUAAGGAAGUUUGGCUCAGAGUGGUGGAUCGUCCUCACCAUGCCAAGCGGCUCCUACAUCAUAAAGACUCUGGGGGAUCUGCUGCCCUUCUCCUUUGGACCUGUAAAACUGGCCAUGAAAUGA
Messenger RNA from Hyla sarda, 462 nucleotides. Its product is annotated as cytidine deaminase-like. Gene Ontology annotation, molecular function: zinc ion binding; cytidine deaminase activity. Gene Ontology annotation, cellular component: cytosol. The coding region runs from base 1 to 462 and encodes 153 amino acids. NCBI's taxonomy places the organism in Eukaryota, Metazoa, Chordata, Amphibia, Anura, Hylidae. The record is from RefSeq and is a predicted model, not a curated record. The transcript has a single exon.